UAACCAUGACUGAAUUUUGGAAGUCAAAUCCAAGAAAGUUUUGUGACUUUUGCAAGUGUUGGUAUGCAGAUAACAAAUCGAGUAAGGAGUUUCAUGAGAGAGGGAAGCGACACAAGGAGAAUGUGGAGGUCAAGAUUGCAGAACUGCGGAAGAAAGGGCAGAAGCAAUAUGAAACCAACCAGAAACUUGAUGGCUACCUCAAACAGAUGGAGGAGGAUGCUUUGAAAGCUUUCAAGAAGGACGUUGAAUCGAAUCCUGACCUGAUGCCAGAGUACAAGGUGGCUCUCGUGGAACACAGAGUAAAACAACAGGAAGGGGACCCAACAGCUCUACAGGGGAGCAGAUACCAGCCAGGCCCGUCAGGGGGGACGUCAGCGGGGAUGUCAGGUACCACGGAGACCAUGCCCUCGUCAGAUACCCAGGAGACCACACCCUCGUCUUCAGCCACACCCAGCACUGAGACGCAGGAAUGGGUGAAAGCAGUUAGCCCAGAGGGACACACUUACUACUGGAACACCAAGACAGCAGAGACCCAGUGGGAAAAACCAGCAAACUUCACCUCAUCAAAAGACAAAAGUUCUUCAAAAGGAAAGGCUGGAGAGAAGACAGAUUCUGAUUCCGAUGAAGACAGUGAGGAUGGGGAGGAUGCAAAGAGCAAGUCGAGAGGAACCAAAAGAACGACUGAUCAUGCGUAUGGUGGAUGGUCAUCUGUUUCCACUGGACCUGAGGAAGUGCCUGACCUUCAACUGCCUGAAGCCAACCCACUUUACAUGAGCUCCUACGUACCCCAGGCUGUACAGUACGAACCGAGAGAAAAACUGAAAAUACAAGAGAAGGUGGUCGGGAGUAUCAAGGCGAGCUCAAGGGAAGCACCGGGGAGUGCGUCUUUUAAGAAGAGGAAAGGAGGCCAAAGACAAAUCCGCUCUAGGGAUACCUCCUCGUGAUGUGACUCUGCCUCAUUGGACUCUGUCACGGAAAAUGUCAGAGAAGAGAUUUUGUUGCAUGUGUUGUCUGACCUCCAACUGCCCGAGAGCCAAUCCUCUUUACAUGAGGCUGUCCAGUACGAACCGAGAGAACCAACUACGAACCAAGUGAUGUAACUAUGCCCCAGUGGACUCCAGAAACAAUGUCAGAUUUUGUUGUGUGUGUUAAACAGUGUGAUAUUCUGAGAAGAGAGGGGUAUGUUGGCAUUUCUUCUUGAAGCAUUCCGGCCUCACAACGAUGGAAGUUUCUCACUGGCUAUGUGAACAGGUCGAUCCAUGUAGUAAAGCCAAUGGGAAUGAGAGAAUUCAAAACCGGUAGUCAACAGGUUAACAACACUUGCGCUGCUCCACAGAAGUGUCAUGGAGGAAAUUCUUCUUCUUUUUCUUCUUCUUCUUCUUCCUCCUCUUCCUCUUCUUCUUCUCCUUCUUCUUUUUCUUUUUUUUCUUUUUCU
Molecule: messenger RNA, 1435 nt
Organism: Strongylocentrotus purpuratus (purple sea urchin)
Lineage: Eukaryota; Metazoa; Echinodermata; Echinoidea; Camarodonta; Strongylocentrotidae
Product: WW domain-binding protein 4-like
Exons: 8
Coding region: 6-944 (312 amino acids)
Biological process (GO): mRNA splicing, via spliceosome
Cellular component (GO): nucleus; precatalytic spliceosome
Molecular function (GO): protein binding; zinc ion binding; RNA binding
Source: RefSeq, a predicted model, not a curated record